Molecule: messenger RNA, 1944 nt
Organism: Punica granatum (pomegranate)
Lineage: Eukaryota; Viridiplantae; Streptophyta; Magnoliopsida; Myrtales; Lythraceae
Source: RefSeq, a predicted model, not a curated record
CGUCGUCGUCUUCGCCCCCCUGGGAUCGAAAUUUCUCGUCUCCAACAAAGGCACGCAGUCUCCGAUGCCGCCCGCUCCCUCAAAAUCCCGCGGAAACGUCCAACUGUGGCUCUGCUGAUCGGAACCCUUCGCUUUAAUCCAUAGGGGAACACUCCCAACAAAAGCCAUACUUUUUCCGAAAGUUCAGAAAGUCAUUCGGCGAUGGAUGACAUGAAAGAUAAAGUUAAAGGGUUCAUGAAGAAAGUCAACAAUCCCUUUUCCUCUUCUUCUUCCGGCAAGUUCAAGGGCCAAGGCCGGGUCUUGGGCUCCGCUUCUUCUUCUUCGUCGGAGCCCACCAAUCCCUUCAACUACCGCCCUUCAACGGCCCCCUCUCCGAGGCCGAACCCUUCCCCUGCUCCUCCCUCAGCUAAUUCCACUAAGGCCGCUCAGCCCCGGAAGCCCGACGUUCCCGAUCGGCCGAAACCCGAGUCUCCCAAGAAUCGGGAACCCGGUCAGAAGCCUGCAGAUGGGUUCGAUCCUUUCGACUCUCUCAUUACUUCCGGGAAGAGAUCCCAGAACGGGUACUCCCUGAAUCUGGUCGAGUGCCCGAUUUGCAACCAGACGUUCAAGUCCGAGGAAGAGGUCUCCGAGCAUGUGGACCACUGCGUUGGCAGCGGUUCAGCCGAGAACACUAGUGAAAUCGGCGGUAUUCGGGGGCCGUCCAGUGGUGAUUCGGAUGGGGGGAGUCAAUUGGAGGAACGAGUCGGCGUGUACCUGUCUGCGAAGCUGCCGGAGAGUUCGGUGGAGAUCCUGAUUAAGUUGCUCAGGAACAUAGUGAGGGAACCCGGCAAUGCGAAGUUCAGGAGGAUAAGGAUGGGAAAUCCGAAAAUUCGGGAGGCAGUCGGGGAGGUUGCAGGAGGAGUUGAGCUGUUGGAGUUUGUCGGUUUCGAGUUGAAAGAAGAGGACGGCGAGAUGUGGGCCGUGAUGGAGGUUCCAGGAGAGGAGGGCUUGGGUUUGAUCAGAAAGGCAGUGGCCUUACUGGAGCCGAAGAAGAUAGGAGUAGAAGAAGGCAAGAAAAUCGUAGAUGUAGCUUCUUCCAAGGUUGCUAAUGAAGUAGCGGAACCCAAGAAGAUUGAUAGGCAGGUUCGGGUGUAUUUUUCUGUUCCCGAAAGCGUAGCUGCGAGAAUAGAGUUGCCGGAUUCUUUUUAUAAUCUCUCAGCGGAAGAGGUGAGAAGAGAAGCCGAAAUGAGGAGGAAGAAAAAUGCAGAAUCCCAACUUCUGAUUCCUAAGUCCUUUAAGGAAAAGCAGGCAAAGGCUGCUCGGAAGAGGUAUAACAGAACAGUUAUUCGGAUUCAAUUCCCUGAUGGGGUAGUACUUCAGGGUAUCUUUGCUCCUUGGGAGUCAACUGGUUCUCUAUACGAGUUCGUGAGUUCAGCACUGAAAGAACCGAGCCUCGAGUUUGAGCUGUUGAAUCCUGUGGGGUUCAAACGGCGUGUGGUCCCACACUCACCUGCCCCUGGAGAGAAAGCCUCGACCCUUGAGGAUGAAGAUUUGGUCCCUUCUGCACUCAUCAAGUUCAAGCCCAUCGAAACUGAUUCUGUUGUCUUCACCGGGCUCGUCAAUGAGCUUCUCGAGAUCAGCGAACCGCUUCAAUGAUUUGCUCAUUGUGUUGUCUUACUCGUUGUGGGGGUUUUAGAUGGUGUUUGUUGUCCAAUUUGUUUCCGAUAUAUCAAGCCUUGAGAAAAGUUGUGUACAAUAGUUCGUGGGUUUUCAUAACUGUACAUUCGGUCCUAUCCAGAAGCUCUCACGUCUCCACCCACAAUUUGUAGAAUGUAACAUGCAUUUUCUUGGAGGUUUCAUUCAUUGAUAUUGUUGUGAAUUUGUGUUUGGUUGUAAAGGAGAUCAUCUGCAGUCGAAGGAAAAAGGUCGGUGAGGGUGGUAGUGGUGGCUUCCCAAAUUCGCGUC